AUGCAGAUCUUCGUGAAGACCCUCACCGGCAAGACCAUCACCCUCGAGGUCGAGUCCUCUGACACGAUCGACAAUGUGAAGGCCAAGAUCCAGGACAAGGAGGGUAUCCCGCCCGACCAACAGCGCCUUAUCUUCGCGGGCAAGCAGCUCGAGGACGGCCGCACUCUUUCUGACUAUAACAUCCAGAAGGAGAGCACCCUCCACCUUGUCCUUCGUCUUCGUGGCGGUAUGCAGAUCUUUGUGAAGACCCUUACUGGCAAGACCAUCACGCUUGAGGUGGAGUCUUCGGACACCAUUGACAACGUGAAGGCCAAGAUCCAGGACAAGGAGGGUAUUCCCCCGGAUCAGCAGCGCCUCAUCUUCGCUGGCAAGCAGCUUGAGGAUGGUCGGACGCUCUCCGACUACAACAUCCAGAAGGAGAGCACUCUCCACCUUGUCCUUCGUCUCCGCGGUGGUAUGCAGAUCUUCGUCAAGACGCUCACGGGCAAGACCAUUACCCUGGAGGUUGAGUCUUCGGACACCAUCGACAACGUUAAGGCGAAGAUCCAGGACAAGGAGGGUAUCCCGCCGGAUCAGCAGCGCUUGAUCUUCGCUGGCAAGCAGCUGGAGGACGGCCGCACUCUCUCCGACUACAACAUUCAGAAGGAGAGCACGCUUCACCUUGUUCUCCGUCUCCGUGGAGGUAUGCAGAUUUUCGUCAAGACGCUGACCGGCAAGACGAUCACCCUCGAGGUCGAGUCUUCGGAUACGAUCGACAAUGUCAAGGCCAAGAUACAAGACAAGGAGGGCAUUCCGCCAGACCAGCAGCGCCUAAUCUUCGCUGGUAAGCAGCUAGAGGAUGGCCGCACUCUCUCCGACUACAACAUCCAGAAGGAGAGUACUCUGCACCUUGUCCUUCGUCUGCGCGGCGGAAUGCAAAUCUUUGUCAAGACGUUGACCGGAAAGACGAUCACUCUCGAGGUCGAGUCUUCCGACACGAUUGAUAACGUCAAGGCAAAGAUCCAAGACAAGGAGGGCAUCCCGCCAGACCAGCAGCGUUUGAUCUUCGCCGGGAAGCAGCUCGAAGAUGGGCGCACGCUUUCUGACUACAACAUUCAGAAGGAGAGCACGCUGCACCUUGUCCUGCGUCUACGUGGUGGCAUGCAAAUCUUCGUCAAGACGUUGACGGGUAAGACGAUCACCCUCGAGGUGGAAUCGUCCGACACAAUCGACAAUGUUAAGGCGAAGAUUCAGGACAAGGAGGGCAUCCCGCCUGACCAGCAGCGCCUGAUCUUCGCCGGGAAGCAGUUGGAGGACGGUCGCACCCUGUCGGAUUACAACAUCCAGAAGGAAAGCACCCUCCACCUGGUGCUGCGUCUCCGUGGCGGCUUCUGAGCGCACGCCCUGCCUGGUUUAUCCUGUGGUUGACGUGUGGUCCUGUCGGGAGGAUGGCCGGUGUCUUCACCGUUGUAUCAUCGUUGUAUUGUACAUUCUACGCACUGUGAUGUCAUGACAUUCGCUAUGUCUGUUUGUU
Rhodofomes roseus is the source of this 1513-nucleotide messenger RNA. RefSeq names its product polyubiquitin. The coding region runs from base 1 to 1374 and encodes 457 amino acids. Gene Ontology annotation, biological process: protein ubiquitination; modification-dependent protein catabolic process. Gene Ontology annotation, molecular function: ubiquitin protein ligase binding; protein tag activity. Lineage: Eukaryota; Fungi; Basidiomycota; Agaricomycetes; Polyporales; Fomitopsidaceae. The transcript has 7 exons. The record is from RefSeq and is a predicted model, not a curated record. Gene Ontology annotation, cellular component: cytoplasm; nucleus.